AUGGAUUCCAAAGUCUUCACCAUACCGGACUCGACCGACUGGCUUGGCACCGCCCUCGCAGAUUUCGCGCCUUUCGAGUCGGCGCUCCGGUGUCAGGUGUGCAAGGACUUUUUCGAUACGCCGAUGAUGACGUCGUGCUCACACACUUUCUGCUCGCUAUGCAUUCGCCGCUGCUUCGCCGCCGACGGUCGAUGUCCCACCUGCCGCGCCACCGAUCAGGACUCGAAGCUCCGCCGCAAUUGGACCGCCCAGGAGCUCGUCGACGCCUUUCAGAGGGCCAGGCCCGGCGCGUUGGAACUGGCGAGGACAGGCGGCGCCGCAGCGGCCGACGACUCUGAGAACAGCAGAGAAGGGAGAAAGACGCGAGCGCGCGGGGCCAAUAAUAAGAGGAAGCUAGCCAAGAUACAAGACUCGGAGGAUGAAGAGGCAGAGGGCGAAGAGGAUGCUGCACGCAGGCCGGCGCGCAAGACAAGGACGCAGCCUCGCAGGUCUGCCACAAGCUCGCAGACACCCGAGAUCAUCGUAUUAGAGAAUGACGACGAUGGAGAAUUUGUGCCAGAAGACAAUGAGGAGGAGGCCCAACCGAACGACAGUCUGGUCGCGUGUCCCAUGUGUAACAAGCGCAUGAAGGAAGAAGCAGUCUUCACACAUCUCGAUCGCUGCGAGGGUCCGGACAAGGAAGGGACCUCCUCCCGACAAACACGGACACGACAAAGCAAGGCACCGGCCUCGCCCCAUCCUCUUCAACAGCGCAGCACCCGUCACGGUCUCGCUUCCUCAAGAAACCCGGAGCCCUUACAACGCCUUCCGCAGCUCAACUACUCUCUCCUCAAAGACACGGCCCUUCGCAAGAAGCUCUCAGAGCUCGGCAUACCUGCUUCCGGCACCCGCGCCCAGCAGAUCAGACGCCACACCGAGUGGGCCAAUCUGUGGAACGCCAACGUUGACUCGCUCCGGCCGCGGACGAAGAACCAAUUACUAUCUGAAUUGGACAGGUGGGAGCGGAGCCAAUCGCUUGAGAGCAGCGGCGGCGGCGGCAUUAUCGGCGGCGCGAGCGGAGCACAGGUCAUGAAGAAGAAUUUCGACGGCGAAGGUUGGGCAAAGAGCAACAAAGGACAUUUCGACGAGCUGAUCGCAGCGGCACGGGGCAAGCGUGCUGCUGUGCGGAAACCCGAAGAGAAGAGCGAUAAAGAGGAACAGGCGGGAUCUUCGAGUAUUACGAACGGUACUACUGCUAUGCCUCCUCCGUCUCCUCCUACAGUUAGCAGCGGCAAACCAGGAGAAGAGGGCGGCAAAGGAGCCCGCCCCUACGAAGACAACGAAGCGGCGCUCGAGAAGGUACGCGACAAAGUCAACAACUCCAAUGGCGAUCGACCGUCCCUUCCACACCGCGACUCGAACACCAUGGACGAAGCGAACCAUAGCACCACACCGGCGGAUCAUACGCCGGCGCUGACAGUAUCGUCGCCGUCAUCAAGUCAGGCCAAAGCAUCCCCUUCGAAACCAGCAGCAGCCCCGGCCGAUCGAGAAAAGUUGCCCUCGUCGCUGCCGGCGCACUUGGCUACGUCCAAGGACGUGCGGACAAAGACCAUGUUUGAGAUCCCGUCGGAGCCGGUCAUUGACGUGGAUACAGAGACGAGUAAAUAG
Diplodia corticola is the source of this 1647-nucleotide messenger RNA. Its product is annotated as postreplication repair e3 ubiquitin-protein ligase rad18. Lineage: Eukaryota; Fungi; Ascomycota; Dothideomycetes; Botryosphaeriales; Botryosphaeriaceae. The record is from RefSeq and is a predicted model, not a curated record. The coding region runs from base 1 to 1647 and encodes 548 amino acids. Gene Ontology annotation, biological process: protein monoubiquitination; DNA damage tolerance. The transcript is spliced from 2 exons. Gene Ontology annotation, molecular function: single-stranded DNA binding; ubiquitin protein ligase activity. Gene Ontology annotation, cellular component: nucleus; Rad6-Rad18 complex.